This is a messenger RNA of Trichobilharzia szidati, 2107 nucleotides long. The record is from the annotation of a GenBank genome assembly. NCBI's taxonomy places the organism in Eukaryota, Metazoa, Platyhelminthes, Trematoda, Strigeidida, Schistosomatidae.
AUGUUUUCUCGUAGUAGUGACAGACCAAAAUAUCCUAAUGUAUACUGUAAAAUACACAACCCGAGUGUGAGUGAGCCAUUUGUCAGUAAUUAUUUGGGACAACAAUCCGUGAUCGUUGAUGCAGAGACUGGUACACGCAGAAGUAGCUUGGUCACCACCAAUAAUAAUUCUUCAGAAGUUAAGACGAUGAUGGAUCUGUUUCAAAGAGGGCUUGAUAUAUCCCGUUUGCAGCCAUGUCUGGGUAAUAGAUAUACCACCAGCGAAGAAUAUUCUUGGAUCACUUAUCAGGAGGUUGACGAAAAGGUUCAAGCAUUUGGAUCGGCACUUGUUGAAGUUAUGAGUGAUUACCCAGAGUCCGAAAAGUUUGUGGGUAUUUACGGUCGAAAUUCUCUACAGUGGUUCGUUACACAGUAUGCAUGUUUCUGCUAUUCAUUUACUGUUGUCCCUCUUUAUGCCACUUUGGGAGAUGAAGCGAUGGAAUAUAUUCUUACUCAAACUGGAUUGAUUACACUAAUGUGUUAUUCAGCAGAUCUCGCUCUCAAAAUUUUACAGAAAUUUACAUCGUCACUCAAAGUCAUUAUUAUUGCUAUUCAAGAUCAACAGUUCGAAGAUCUCAAAGUACAAUAUGGCUCCUCUGUGAAGUUUUAUUCUUUCGACGAAUUCUUGGAUAUGGGAAAAAAAGUUCUGAAAUCGAAAAUUCCUCCUUCGCCGCAGGACCUCUGUCUCAUAUGUUACACCAGUGGCAGUAGUGGUUUACCUAAGGGGGUCAUGAUUACACAUGAAAACCUCGUGGACACUGUUUGUUCUACGAUAGAAUCUACAGAAGGAAAGAUUUACUGCAAGAAUUCUGUGCACUUUUCCUAUCUACCUUUCGCGCAUAUUAUGGAGCAAGUUUCUUCUUCUGCUGCAGUUUUCAGUGGUGCACAAAUUGGAUUCCUUACGGGCCCAAUUACAGGUUUACUAGAUGAUGCUGCAGCUCUGAAACCUACCGUUAUUCCUGUGGUUCCACGUGUACUCUCACGCAUAUACGAAAAGUACAACUUAGCACUCGGGAACUCAUUUAUAAAAAGACAGUUAUUUAACUAUACUUUUAAACGCAAUUUAAAAAUUCUUAAUAGUGGGAAAGUGAACGAUGAAGACAUUCUCGAUUCAUUGUUUUUCAAAAAACUUCGCCAGGCUCUUGGUGGGAGAGUGUGCAUGAUAAUCACAGGUGGGGCAUCAAUUUCACCUGAGCUGUUCACCUUUUUUCGGGUUGCUUUCAAUGGCCUCAUUGUUUCAGGAUAUGGAUCUACUGAAAUUUCUGGAGUAGCUAGUUUAACUGUGUUGGGAGAGUGCCAUACAGGUAUUGUUGGUGCAAUUACAACUAGGUUGGAAGUAAAACUUGCUGAUGUCCCUGAUCUAGGCCUGGUAGCUAUAAGGGAUAAUAGAGGUGAGAUAUGCGUCAAAGGGAAAAGGUGUACUCAGGGUUAUUACAAAGAUCCACAAAGUACUGCUAAUCUUAUAGAUUCUGAUGGUUGGUUGCAUACUGGUGAUAUUGGUGAAUGGACUCCAGAGGGUGCUCUAAAAAUUGUUGAUCGCGUAAAAAGCAUGUUUAAAUUAGCACAAGGAGAGUACAUAGCUCCGGAAAAACUAGAGAUGGUGUAUCAGGACUGCCAGGUGAUUGAUCAAAUUCUCGUUGAUGGAAAACCAGAACAAAAUUUUCCUGUUGCUGUUGUAGUUCCGAAUUUCCCGGUUCUACGCUCCUACAUACAACAUUCGCCCAUGUCUGAGAGUGAUGCAAAUGACAGCGAAUUCCCUAUCCUGGAAACUCUAGAUGCUAAUCAGUUAUCUGAUGCAGAUUUAUGUAAAAACAAACGAAUUAUCCGAUUAGUUUUACAGAAAAUGAAUAAAAUCGCCACAGAAAAACAACUAAAAGGCUUCGAGAAAGUGAAAUCCAUCUACCUAACUGAUCAGAUGUUUACGGUUGAAAAUGGAUUGCUAACACCGACUAUGAAGUUAUCACGACAAAAAGCACGUCAACAUUUCAAAUCUGUCAUCGAGAUGUUAUAUGCAGAAACAGACACCUUGGAUACAAGUUAGUGGAAACGAUAUUAUUAGUAGACUGACG